Molecule: messenger RNA, 782 nt
Organism: Trametes versicolor FP-101664 SS1
Lineage: Eukaryota; Fungi; Basidiomycota; Agaricomycetes; Polyporales; Polyporaceae
Product: Sm-like ribonucleoprotein
Exons: 5
Coding region: 150-686 (178 amino acids)
Biological process (GO): mRNA splicing, via spliceosome
Cellular component (GO): U5 snRNP; catalytic step 2 spliceosome; cytoplasm
Molecular function (GO): RNA binding
Source: RefSeq, a predicted model, not a curated record
GCGCUCAUGGCGGUCUGAGCAUUCUCAAGCGCCCGUCCGUGCGCACUGUGGGCUAUUUGGCUUUAUUUGGUGCCCUGCCGCAACCUCGCGCUCGUCGUCUGCAGCGUGCUGCACAUCGUCUCCUCCGCCCUCAAAAACCUCUGCCCAUCAUGCCUCCGCCCAAGUCCAAGGGUGGCAAAAUGCUGAGCCUCAUUAACUGGAGGCUCAAAGUCACGAUCAACGACGGCCGCGCGUUCGUCGGCCAGAUGCUCGCGUUCGACCGCCACAUGAACCUCGUGCUCGCGGAGUGCGAGGAGUUCCGCCGCGUCCGGCCCAAGAAGAAGGCUGGCGAGACCGAGGCGGGCCCGAUGCAGGAGAUGAAGCGAACACUCGGCCUGGUCAUCCUGCGCGGUGAAACCGUCGUCUCGUUGAGCGUGGAGGGUCCCCCGCCGGUCACCGAUGAGGACAAGAAGAACGCGAUGCCGUUCGGUCCUGGACGAGGAGCACCCGCGGGUCGUGGUAUGCCGAUGAUGCCUCCUGGUGCUCCCGGAGGAAUUGCGCGCCCACCCAUGCCGUUUGCCCCUCCCGGUAUGGGCGGUCCUCCCCCGGGCUUCCGCCCUCCUGGUUUCCCUGGAGGCCCCCCGGGCAUGCCUGGCUUCCCCCCUCCCCCCGGCUUCGGUGGCCCUCCACCUGGCUUCCAGCAGUAAAUCAUUGUAUUUCUCCGUGCCUGACCCAGGCGUUGUACUUUUGUUGUCUUUUCACUCGAUGUUAUACUGCUGGCACCAGACGUUCAGGUGCGCCUA